AAACAAUACACUUUGUAUCGUUUAUCGAAAUGUGCAGUACGUGUAUGAGACCUGAUUCAUUUUUAACAAUUAGUAGAUUAGUAUGUAUAGUUUAUUUCAACAUAAAUGUUAACCUGCAAAAGGUGUCUGUAAUAUAGUUACACUCCACGUACAAUUGUUGAAUUCUGACUACUACAAUGGGAAAAUCUCGAAAGUACGCUUUUAAUUCUGAAAAUGAAUACACAGAGUCCAAUAAUAUUAAUGUGCGACUCCUUAAGUUUAUGAAACUAACAACAAACGAAGUUACUGAUAAAAAUAUUCAAAAUGAAACUAAUAAAAAUACUAACAUUUCAUUAUGUACGGAAGAACAAGUUUCCCAAGACGAGAUUAACGAGAACAACGAAUAUUUUAAUAAGAUAACUGCAGAAAAUUCUGUGGCCAUCAGUAGUUCCAGGUCUAACGAAAGCAAAGUGUGCCAUCGCAAGUUGAUAAGACUACGAACAUACGAAAUCAUUGAUAAAAAGAUAGAAGUGAAACCGGAACAAGGACAAUGUGGUAAAGCUGAGAAUAAACAUACAUCUGUGAAUGAUAAAAAUGAUGUUAAAUUGCCGAGUACCGAAGAAAAUGGAUUGAACAUGCACAAUUGUGUCCACGACAGUGUACAAUUACGUCCAAAGAAUAAUAGUUUCAUGGAAAUGAGAAAAUAUGACAAUGAUGACUCAAGAAUUGUCCAUGAAUUAGUUUUAAACAAAUUUGAAAAGAAAAUAAAAGAACAUAGAAGAAGAAGUUACAAGCGGCAAAGCUUUAAAGAACAAAUUCUCGAGUGGCAACUUUAAAUAUUAUUAUAAUUUUAUUAUGAACUUAAUUUAUUAUUUAUAUUUAAAAUAUUGAAUAAGAUAUAUUUUAAACAUUGUGUAUAAAAUUAAAAGACAAAUAAAUACUCGAUUGACAUACGGAUAUUAGAGGUUCUGUAUUAUCUUAUAAGUUAUGACGAUAUUAAUUUAUUUCUUAAAAUAACUAUGUACAUAAAUGU
Aethina tumida (small hive beetle) is the source of this 1012-nucleotide messenger RNA. RefSeq lists its product as uncharacterized. The record is from RefSeq and is a predicted model, not a curated record. The coding region runs from base 177 to 815 and encodes 212 amino acids. NCBI's taxonomy places the organism in Eukaryota, Metazoa, Arthropoda, Insecta, Coleoptera, Nitidulidae. The transcript is spliced from 2 exons.